Molecule: messenger RNA, 357 nt
Organism: Penicillium egyptiacum
Lineage: Eukaryota; Fungi; Ascomycota; Eurotiomycetes; Eurotiales; Aspergillaceae
Source: the annotation of a GenBank genome assembly
AUGGACACGGGCAAGCGUGUCGUUGCGAGGAUACCAACACGCAUUGCCCCACCACCACGGCUGACCACGAAUUCGGAGGUUGCUACCAUCGAAUAUUUACGAUGGAAGAUAUGUCUCCCAGUUCCGAAAAUCCUGGCAUGGAGCGAUGACCCUGCAAAUCCCACCAGGUCUGAAUACAUUAUUCAGGAUCAUUUUGAUGGCGUCCAGUUACAUGAACACUGGUCGCAGAUGGAUACAUCUCAGCAUAUGCUGUGCACAAAAGCUCUUUCUCUAAAACUUCAUGAGAUGGCAGGCUUGGACUUUCCAGCGUAUGGCAUAUCUACUUUGCCGAUGCACCCAUUGAAGGCGCGAGCUUGA